GAGAAGCCUCAUGUUGGAGAGAAACCAUACACAUGCCCUCAGUGUGGAAAGAGUUUUACCGCAGCAGCAGGUCUCCGGUAUCAUCUGCAUGUUCACUCUGGAGAAAAGCCAUUUAACUGUGAUCAGUGUGGAAAAAAGUUUAUUUCACCAUCAUUUCUAAAACAACACCAAAAAGUUCAUUCAGAUGAGAAGCCUCAUGCGUGUACUUUAUGUGGAAAGACUUUCAUAAAUAAGGGAAAUCUUAAUGUGCACAUGAGAGUCCACACUGGAAAGAAACUGUACACAUGCCCUCAGUGUGGAAAGAGUUUUGCUGCAGCAGCCGGUCUCAGUUAUCAUCUGCACAUUCACUCUGGAGAAAAGCCAUUUAACUGUGAUCAGUGUGAUAAAAAGUUUAUUUCACCAUCAUUUCUAAAACAACACCAAAAAGUUCAUUCAGAUGAGAAGCCUCAUGUGUGUACUUUAUGUGGAAAGACUUUCAUAAAUAAGGGAAAUCUUAAUGUGCACAUGAGAGUCCACACUGGAAAGAAACUGUACACAUGCCCUCAGUGUGGAAAGAGUUUUGCUGCAGCAGCCGGUCUCAGUUAUCAUCUGCACAUUCACUCUGGAGAAAAGCCAUUUAACUGUGAUCAGUGUGAUAAAAAGUUUAUUUCAUCAUCAGGUCUAAAACAACACCAGAAAGUUCAUUCAGAUGAGAAGCCUCAUGUGUGUUCUUACUGUGGAAAGAGUUUUUCACGGCUGGCCAGUUGUAAACUGCACCAGAAAACACAUAAUGAAGUGAGAGAUCACAUGUGCUUUGAGUGUGGGAAGAGCUUUACUGUAGCUGCCGUUUUGGCAAGACACCAAAGAAGUCACACUGGAGAAAAAUCUUACAAGUGCUCAUAUUGUGACAAGAGUUUCACUGAGUCUGGAAGCCUGAAAAGGCAUGAAGGACUUCAUACUGGAGAGAAGCCGUAUCACUGUACUCAGUGUGGAAAGCGUUUCAUAGAUGCAUCUGGUCUCAGUUAUCAUCUGCACAUUCACUCUGGUGAGAAGCCAUUUAGCUGUGAUCAGUGUGGUAAAAAGUUUAUAAGAUCAUCAAAUCUAAAAAGUCACCUGAUAGUUCAUUCAGAUGAGAAGCCUUACUUCUGUUCUUUCUGUGGAAAGAGUUUUUCAAGACUGAGUUACUGUAAGCAGCAUCAGAAAACGCAUAAUGAUGUAAAAGGUCAUGUGUGUUGUGAGUGUGGGAAGAGAUUUAAUACAGCUCCUCAUCUGAAACAGCACCAAAGAAUUCACACUGGAGAUAAACCUCACAAGUGCUCAUAUUGUGACAAGAGUUUCAUUCAUUCUGAACACCUGAAAGAGCAUGAGCGAGUUCACACUGGAGAGAAGCCGUAUUACUGUACUCGGUGUGGAAAGAGUUUCACUCGGUUAAGAAUUCUAGUAACUCAUAUAAAAAAGCAUUGUUCUGUGUCAGAGUGAGCAAAUGUUUUCUACAGUUUCUGACCUUUUUUAUAACAUAACACUUUUUUCAAAGAUAUUUAUUUCUAUAUUUCUCUGCAACAAAAUAGUUACAUU
This is a messenger RNA of Sinocyclocheilus grahami, 1554 nucleotides long. Its product is annotated as zinc finger protein 420-like. Gene Ontology annotation, biological process: regulation of transcription by RNA polymerase II. Lineage: Eukaryota; Metazoa; Chordata; Actinopteri; Cypriniformes; Cyprinidae. The transcript has a single exon. The annotation marks the transcript as partial. Gene Ontology annotation, molecular function: DNA-binding transcription factor activity; RNA polymerase II cis-regulatory region sequence-specific DNA binding. The record is from RefSeq and is a predicted model, not a curated record.